AUUUUUGAUUGUCGAAUAAGAAAAGAAAAUAAACAGGAAGCCAAAAAGCUAGAGAAAGAGAAAGAGAAAGAGAAAGAGAGAGAAGGAAGCGAAAAUGGAAUUGGAGGCGGUGAAGAGGUACUUGGAGAAAGGACCUGAAAACGCCUCAACAAUUGAUGGCCUACCGCUCAGGUUCUUCGAUGCCUUCUUCGUGGAAGGUUUGCAUGUUGAUCUCAUUGAACCAGGACGUAUUAUCUGCUCCUUAAAAGUGCAUCCUCGUCUGCUGAACUCUGGUAAUUUCUUGCACGGUGGUGCCACCGCCACGCUUGUGGAUUUGGUUGGUUCAGCUGCAAUUUACACGGUUGGUGCUCCAAUGACUGGUGUUUCUGUGGAAAUUAAUGUUUCAUACUUGGAUGCUGCUUAUGCCGAUGAGGAAAUUGAGAUUGAGGCCAAGACUUUACGCGUUGGAAAAGCAGUUGGUGUUGUGAGUGUUGAGUUGAGGAAGAAAAAAACAGGGAAAAUUAUCGCCCAGGGCCGUCAUACAAAGUACCUUCCUGUCGCUAGCAAAUUGUGAAGACAUUUUUUAUUUUGCUAUUUGGAAUGUACUGAAUUUUUUUUUCCAAAUCCUGGUUUGGGAAACAAUAAUGUAUUUUUAUGUAUAAUUUAUGCAAUUUCAGCAAGCAGAAGGCGUCUUACGUCAUUUAUUAUA
This is a messenger RNA of Ziziphus jujuba (common jujube), 688 nucleotides long. RefSeq lists its product as uncharacterized. The record is from RefSeq and is a predicted model, not a curated record. The transcript is spliced from 3 exons. Gene Ontology annotation, molecular function: fatty acyl-CoA hydrolase activity. Lineage: Eukaryota; Viridiplantae; Streptophyta; Magnoliopsida; Rosales; Rhamnaceae. Bases 95 to 553 code for a protein of 152 amino acids.